Messenger RNA from Leptosomus discolor (cuckoo roller), 2111 nucleotides. Lineage: Eukaryota; Metazoa; Chordata; Aves; Leptosomiformes; Leptosomidae. The record is from RefSeq and is a predicted model, not a curated record.
GUGUGACGUGCGUGCGGGAGGAUGGCAGAGCAGGAGCCGACGGCGGAGCAGCUGGCCCAGAUCGCGGCUGAAAACGAGGAGGAUGAGCACUCUGUCAACUAUAAGCCACCUGCCCAGAAGAGCAUCCAGGAGAUCCAGGAGCUGGACAAGGAUGAUGAGAGCCUGCGCAAGUACAAGGAGGCGCUGCUUGGUGCCGUCACUGUGACUGCAGAUCCCAAUGCUCCAAAUGUGGUGGUGACCAAACUGACCCUGGUCUGCGCCACUGCUCCUGGCCCUCUGGAGCUGGACCUGACAGGUGACCUGGAGAGCUACAAGAAGCAAGCGUUUGUGCUGAAGGAGGGUGUGGAAUACCGGAUAAAAAUCUCCUUUAGGGUUAACAGGGAGAUCGUGUCAGGGUUGAAGUACAUUCAGCACACGUUCCGGAAAGGCGUGAAAAUUGACAAGACCGAAUACAUGGUUGGGAGCUACGGCCCCCGAGCAGAGGAGUACGAGUUUCUGACCCCCAUGGAAGAAGCCCCUAAGGGCAUGCUGGCCCGGGGCAGCUACAACAUCAAAUCCAAGUUCACAGAUGAUGAUAAGACUGACCACCUGUCCUGGGAGUGGAACCUGACCAUCAAGAAGGAUUGGAAGGACUAGCCCUUCCCAAGGCCAAACCCCAGAGAGCGUGAAUCAGACAGUGGCUACCGUAGAAAUCCCCCCCUGUACCAAAGUGCUGACAUUGGAACCCUCUUACCUUUCGCCCCCUGUUAUAAUUUGACCAGAGAGCUCAGUUUUGUAACGUGCCCCCUCCCCAGAGAAUCACUGAGUGCAUUGACCGAACCGUGCUGUCUGCAUCUGGUCUUCAGCUGCCCAUCCCCGGGCUGUGCUGUCCCAGCGCAGAGGUGGGGGCACUUGCUCCCUCACCGGGCCCUUUGGUGCUUCUCACCUUCCUUCGUUUGGGUGGGUGCUGAAGGGGAGAGACUCCUAUGUUCUGUGUAGGAUCCUGUGCUUGGCUUUCCUGUGCACAGCUCAGGGUAGCUACUGCCUCCCAGUAGCUGAAGAACUUUGAUGCCAGGCAGCUAUUGAAUCUGUUUGUUGGCUAAAAUCGUGUCCAGCCUGCCCCUUCCACCCCAUCAGCGUCCUGGGAACGCUGGCAGCUUCAUUUGUGGAUGUUCCCUGUAACCAUGAUGCCUUAAUGUGUAACACGUAUCCUCUAGGGAGGGGGCCCUGCCCUCGUUACACUUUUUAAAUGCCACCCACCCUCCCCCUGUUCGUUGGCACGGCACUCAUCGUGGUCACGCCCCUCAUGGGUUAUUAGGAAAGAUUCACAACUUCCCGCUUUGCUGCUGGUCCGUUCUUCACCCGAGGCAGAACGUCUCCAGAGGGGAGGGUGGUGUGACAUCCUGGGCAACGCCUGGCAGCCCCUCCCGGUGUCCAGAGAGCUGCCCUGUCGGCACAGCUCCGAACUCUCUGGCGGCCUCAGCGCCUCUGAGGCAUGGAGAGGGUCGCAAAGCAGGCGGGUGCGGGAGUCACCAGUGUUGCCGUCACCUCACACUUAUUGCAGCCGAGGUUGCUGCAAAGCACUGAAAUUCCAGGACAGCACCUGCCCUCCUGGCUGUUUUGGGCUGAGGACGGACCAGUCUGUUUCUGCAGCUGCUCUCCUGAUGCGAUCAACAAAGAGCUUGCCACGGACAAGCGUUCAGAAGCGGUUAAUGCCUUAUGUAUCUGUUCUGCCUUUAAAAUCCGUGCCUGGCCUGUCAGUAUUUAUUGCCUUGACACUCGGCUCCCGCCGCAGACCCGCAGCACGCCAGCCUGCACCCGCGCUGCGCUGACACGGCGAAGGAGCCCUCUGGGGCCCAGGAACCCCCGAGGGCUGGGCAGGCACACUCCAGCUCCGCAGCCCUCUUAUUCGGAUCCUGCCACGUUGAGGUUGUAUUAGAACUGGGACCAAGUACAUGUGGCUUUCUCAUAGCUACGUCUUUGCCUCUAACUCUCCCUUGCCCUGCCCCUAGAGAGAUUUUUGUUAAUUUGAUUUGGUGCGUAUUGUCUGUAAAUCCUAGGCCCAGGUUAACAGGUUGGAAUCAUCGUCUGCUUCUCCUUUUAUGACAGUUAAAUAAAAUCUUUGAACUGAC